CAGUGUGGGGGGUGACAAAGGGAGCAGCUGAGGCCCCCUGGAGAAGCAGCUCUGUGUCUGCUAUGUGGCUCACGCUGCUCUUCUUGGUACUCUCUCUCCCUUUUUAUGAUCAUGAGCAGGAUCUGUCAAGGAGGACUUUGCAGAGUUUGCAGGACCACUCAAAUUUCCUCUCCACUGAAGGAGAUGAAGAGGAGAUUUCUGAGGAAGCAAAGAGACUAGUUGGCUGCUGUUUUUCCUUUCCAGAAUCCAGAUUUGGACCCCAGUAUCAUAACACAGCCCUACAGAACUACAGUGGGGAACAGCCUUUGAAUGUGUCUGACAACGCUGAUUUGAUUCAAGGAAACACAGCUGAAGAAACCAGUAAAGAAGAUUUAAAAGAGACUGCAAUUCUUGCUGUGUCAUCUAUAGCUCUUGCCAUCUACCUAAUAUUUCUGGUUUGUUUUUGUGUGGCUUUUAGAAAAUGCAGAAUGCAAAAAGGGAAUACCUGUCAUACCUUUGGACGCUCAUCUGAACAGCAGAGAUCGGCAGAGGGUGGGAUGAAUGCGGACAGCUCACACAAGAAAUCCUCAGACUCAGAAACUGUGCCUCUUAUGAACUCGGUUGAUGAGCUAUUCACUGCUGUUGCAUCAAAUCGCAGUAGAACCUCUUUGUCUGAAGACUCAAAUUAAAAGUGAAAUUGAAUAUAAUCCUAGUGCCAGCCACCAAGAAGCUUUAGGAGCUGGCUUAUGAGCAACUAUGAUUCUGGAAAUAGAGCUUGUGACUCACUGAGUGUGUUACUCAGUAUUUCCUGACAGCGUUGAAUAAACUUCAUGUUCUAAUAGGAGA
This is a messenger RNA of Phasianus colchicus (ring-necked pheasant), 825 nucleotides long. RefSeq lists its product as uncharacterized. Lineage: Eukaryota; Metazoa; Chordata; Aves; Galliformes; Phasianidae. The record is from RefSeq and is a predicted model, not a curated record.